Molecule: messenger RNA, 3205 nt
Organism: Schistocerca piceifrons (Central American locust)
Lineage: Eukaryota; Metazoa; Arthropoda; Insecta; Orthoptera; Acrididae
Product: centromere protein I-like
Exons: 18
Coding region: 448-2286 (612 amino acids)
Cellular component (GO): kinetochore
Source: RefSeq, a predicted model, not a curated record
AUGUUAACCUACUUAAGGUUGGCAGCGCUGCAGUGAUUUCAAACACUGGUUAACCGCGUUCAUUUAAGUUUUGUAAACAAAUGUUCGGUUAUCCUGUAUGGACAUGGAAAACGUGUGCUCUGCAGUAAAAUACUUUUCAAGACUUUCAGGUGCAGGAUACAAGUACGUAGCAACAGAAUUUGACAAGAAACUUGAAGAACUAUCAGAAAAAGAGACUGGUCUGAGUGAUGUUGAAAUUACUAUCCUCCUCCGUGUUUUAACAAGAGCCACACUUUGAGGAGCUGACUGCAGUUCAUGAACAGCUGAAGAUGCUUCUGGCCAUGCUCAGUUAUCUUCAUGCUGCUGCCUCAGGGUGUAGCAGUUAUGGAUAAUACGGCGCAUCACACGGGACAUCUCAGGUGUCUCUCAUUUCAUCCAUGGACUCUGAUCCAGACACAGUGAUCUGAUAUGAGGGAUCCGCCCCCACCACAAGCUAUAAAGCGUUUCCAAAAACUUCUGCAUUGUGUUGUGCCGGAGACAACUAUGCAGAAAGAACACAUACAAACUGUUGUUGUCUGGAUGCUCAUGAAACACGUAUCUGAACCACCUAAAAAGAGUGUUGCUGUCCUCCAGUGGCUCAUUGCUUUGCUGGAGAAUGAGCUCGCAGACAGACAAAUGAUUCGCAGCUUUUACCAUCAAAUUUAUUUUCUAACAUUUAUUGAAAGUCUGGCACGGUGGGCUUCUAAAAUUAUAUAUCUGUUGACUACACCAGAUGACAUCACGAGAGUGAGGGUUGUAAGAUUAUUGAGCAGCCGGCUCAAACAGCCACGAGCACACCACUUCGAAGCUUUACUUGGCUUAUUUAAGUCUUUUCGUCCAGAACUUAUACCAGAACGUGUUUCGACUGUAAAUACACAUACAGCCUUUGGAAGAAUCCCUGCUAAGCUGUCAGAGGCUGUAAAUAAGCGCAUUAGUAUACACAGAGCAGGUGUUGCAGACCCAAGGAAAGAAAUUAAUCAUCAAACAGAUGCAGAACACGUCACACUGGAUGAUGACAGUUCUGACAAUGAAUCCAGUUAUCCUAUUCAAAAGGUUAAGAGGAAGAGGGAAAGUGAUAGUCUUAUUCCACCACCAGUGUACAUCUCUGUAGGAUCAAAAAGCUAUAGCAACAGGGGAGAGUUAACAGUGGACUAUUUCAGAUCGUUGGAGCCUUUGGCACGUUUUGAGCUGUCAGUGGAGACACCUAAUGUGACAAUAUCAUUGCUUCGGAGUGAACUGGGCAGACAUAUGCUAACGUUUCACCAGAAUACUCUCCUUUUUUGCUUCAGUUAUCAACUCCACAACAUACUUGAUGAAGUGUUUCUGAAGUGUCGAAGAACAUACCCGCUCCAGGAGAAACGACUACUGCUGAAAAACAUGGCAGCUCUUCAGGAUUACGCACAUCAACCACUAUCUGUUGUGUCCUUAUUUGUGAAGGAGUACCUUUUCUUAUGGGAAAGUGGACUAUUUGUGAAACAGGUUCUGAAGCUGAUGUACUGGCUGCAAUUCAGUUCCCACACAGAAUUGCAGCAAGAUUAUCUGUCACCCCUCUAUAAUUUGUUUAUGUCAUCAUCGGUGAAAGUAAAGUGUGCAAUCAUCAGGACUUUAGCACAGCUUUUCUCAAACUUGAUGCUUGCUCGGCAUUACAGAGACCAUUGUGACUUGUUUUUACAUGUAACUCCUGAAUGGAAUCCUAAAAGAACUUACGUGUGCAUUCUGAAGUUUGCGUCAUACAUGUUUGGCCAAGGGUUUUCUCAAGAAGAGUCCACAGCGAUUUUACUGCCUGAAGUCCUCAUGUUCUAUGAGAAGGUGCUGACUGCCAUAGAAGUAACACACACCCAACUGUGUGUCUUACCACCACUUGGUCUACUUUUAGGAGCACUCUCAAGCUAUGAUGGCACAGUUCUGUCAAGAGUUUGUCAGCUGCUCACAAGAUGCAAUAGUGCUGUCACAGAAAAAUCUUCGCCAGAGAUGAAGGAAUAUUUUGAGGAAGUGUCACAAACUUUGAAACAAUAUAAUGCUGAAAUGCACCAUACACUCAAAGGAGGUAUUUUUCCAGCAGAUGGUGGGAUCUUCAGCAAAUGGAUAAAAAGGGCAAAUUUUAAAACGUUCUCAGUGAAACCAAUCAUUCUGGAAGUUAGACAGCAUCCAGCAAUAACUUCUGUUAUGUGGCCUAUUCUGAACCAGCAGUCUGCAGAACCUCAGGAUGAUUUGUCUACAUUACGGAAUCACUUGCCUUAUGUAUACAAUUACUUAAUGAAGCCAUAGGAAAAGUUUGUCUUCAUACAAGCUGCUUUUAUUGAAGAGUCACAUCUGUGUGGAGCCCAGAAUGUGCUUGUGACUGACAUGCAUUUGUGCAUGCAACUUCUGCAAUACUGUUGUAUGCUACAUUAGUGUGUUUGUGUAAGACAAUCAUGUGAAAAAGACAUGCUGCAAUAAUGAAUUAUGCUUUGGAAAAUAUCAUCUUGGGACUAUAUAUGAUAGUGGUUUCACAUAAAUAUUUAAUAGUUGACAAAGUUAAGAACAUCGUUUUAAUCUAAAAUUGUAACUGCAAAAAUGACCAAUAUGGUUACUUUACUUCAAGUAAUAUUUAUUCAUGUGCAUAUGAGGCUAUGAAACUUGGCUUGUCCCAUCUUAUACUCUUGUGAUGAUGAUGUGUUCUGUAUUAGUGUGGUAUAGGAUUCAUUUUUGUAGACAGUCAUGUGAAAAAAGGUCUGUUAACUACAUGGAAAUAUUACUUUAAUUACCUGACUGUUUUGCAACUGUCAUUUGGAUUCCAUGUGGAUAGAGCUUUUACAUAAAAUACUCAGUAGUUGACAAUGUUAAGCUCAUGAUUUUAAAUUAAAAUUUUUAUCUACAGAGUAAAAUUUAUUCAUGUACAUACGAGAUGAACUAAGUAAGCUUGUCAUGUCCUGUUUUAUACUUGCUUCAUAAUCAGCGAUUUCAUUUACCUAAAAUGUGUCGUUUCUUAUUUUUGCUACAAAUUUAAUAAUUUUAUAGGCAUUGUGAAGUGAAAAUAUUUUAUAAAGCACUUGCAAAUUAAUGUUGUCAAUGUAAAAUAGCUUGUUGGAUUUAUAACGUGUGAUCAGUGGAUGUUUAAAUAGAAAUCCUAGAAAAGUGAAUGACACUGCUGUACCGAAGGCUCGUAAUAAGACAAUCCAAUAAAAACUAUUUCAAUACUGUAAAA